AUGGGUUACAGAAGUACUGACAGGAGGGAUCCCCUCUCAAAAGAGGCACAACAACGGCUGAUGCGAGACUGGAAGGAGGUGCAGAAAGAGCCAAUUCACACCGUCAAGGCGAGACCCCUUGAGAAAGACAUUAGUGAAUGGCUCUGCACGCUUCAACCAAACGAAGGCCCCUACCAGGGGAUCCCUUUCCACCUCGUGCUAAAAUUUCCGAGUGACUAUCCGAACCGGCCUCCCUUUGUCCGCGUCUGCACCUUCCUGAGCCACCCGAACGUUUUUGAAGAGUGGAUCUGCCUGUAUAUGAUCAAGGAACCGGAAGAAGCCUCCGGGCCGUAUCGAGGUUGGUCCACGGCGUACAGCGUCCAGAGUGUCCUGCUGCAGCUGCAGAGCUUCCUGUUCGCGGAGAAUGUCCCCCAGGUUCAAGAUCCAGAUGCGUCCGACUCAGACGAUGACCCCGACGAGUACAGGCACGCUGCGGCAAGCAAAGUGUAUACAGUGGUCAACAGAGCCGACCAGAACGAGGUCGAAGAUGCCCGGCGCGACGCGGCCGCGUUCAUCUGCGCCGGCUGCGGGUUCAGGGGUGCGGCGAUCGCGGCAGGAGAGCGCGCGCGGGAGAGUGCGCAGGCCGCCUGUGAUGCUCAGCGCGUUGGCUCGCUCGACGAUCCCUGCACCGCUUCUGGCGACCCUGAGGACUCCUCUUACGACUCGGAGAGCGCAUCCGCCCGUUCGUCGAAGCGCGCGCGUCUCGCCCUCACACCAGCCGCCCGGCCCUCAGCCGCCCAAACCCCGCGCCCGAGCGCGCCGGCCGCGUCCAAACCCCCGGCGCGCAACCCGGCCGCGGACCGCCUGAGCGAGCUCCCCGCGGACGUCCUGGUCGAAGUCAUGGACCGGCUGGACGCGGCCGCGCUCUCCGCGCUCGUGCGCGCGAACCGGCACUACGCGCGCGCGGCCACGGAGCGCGGCGCGUGGGUGCGCCGCGAGCUCCAGUGCUUCCACACGAAGCGCGGCUUCGGCGAAGAGGUUUUGGGGUUUGGGAUGAGUGUGAAGGGUUUGGAGACGCCGGGCGCGAAGCGGUUGAAUUGGUGGCUCCCCCUGCUCCUGGACGAACAGCACUGCGCGCGCGCGCUCCCGCUUCUUAAGGGCACCAUCGCGGCGCUCGCCACGGACCCCCGGCGCUCGAAGGUGACACAUGUCGCCAUCCUGGACAUGGCGCGGCACUUCUCGCCGCUGGACACACUGAAGGUUCUCCCCCGCCUGAUGAACGGCAUGGUGGUCUCCUUCAUGAAGCAGGAUGGCUCAGAAAAGCACGUGAACCUGCACGCCUCUGAGAAAGCUCUUCUGGGCUAUUGUCAGCUGCACCACAUGCUGCUGCGCCUGGCACAGGACUACCCAGUGAUCCAAGCGGCGGUCGACCGAGCACUCUCUCGGUUCCAUUCCAACCUGAGCGCUCGGGAGAAAAACGAGACCCCCGACCUGGGCGAGCUUUUGGUGCUGCUGAGCGUCGCCAAGACCGGGGGAGUCACCUGGGCCAGCCUGGCGCCCGCGUUCGUUGCGGAGAGUUUUGACAGGAACGUGCUGUGGCUCCUGAAGGCGCACCCCGAGCUGGCAAUUCUGGAGGCCUCCGACACCGUGUCGGAACACCGCCUGGCCACCACCUUCAGGGAGACCGCCGUAACAAGACGGCUCAUCAUGUUCCAGGUGGCGUUCUUGCUGCUCGUCCGUCCGUCCGGCAGUUCCGUCCGCGACAUCCUGGCGGAAUACGCGCAGCGGUACGGCUACCCGUGGCCGGGCCUCACGCGCAAGCUGCAGAAGACAUGGUACGACGUGCUUAAGGUUGCCACGUGGCCCGACUUCUACUCCCAAUUGGGCCUGGCGUGCCCCCCCACAUCGCUCGCGCUCUGCUCCACGCUGCGUCAGUCUGUUGUCAGCAGCAGCCAGAAGGGCUACCACUCAAUGAAACGGCUCUGGCAAGGCCACCCGCGAGACCUGCUGGACCUCAGGAGGCGGUACGAACCCACUCUGCGCGCGCACUAUCCAAACUGCCUGGUUUGA
This is a messenger RNA of Klebsormidium nitens, 2049 nucleotides long. Lineage: Eukaryota; Viridiplantae; Streptophyta; Klebsormidiophyceae; Klebsormidiales; Klebsormidiaceae. The record is from the annotation of a GenBank genome assembly.